Messenger RNA from Malaya genurostris, 1671 nucleotides. Its product is annotated as integrator complex subunit 3 homolog. The transcript has 2 exons. NCBI's taxonomy places the organism in Eukaryota, Metazoa, Arthropoda, Insecta, Diptera, Culicidae. The coding region runs from base 356 to 1561 and encodes 401 amino acids. The record is from RefSeq and is a predicted model, not a curated record.
GAUUCAUUUCAUUUUAAACUGUGCAUCGAAACGGAUCACUGGUGCAAACUUUUGCGGGCUCCGUUGGCCGCUGGCAAUCCGAGGGAACGAGUGAUACUGAGCGAGUGUGGCUGGAAAGGAUAUAGAAGUUACUCAGCGUGGUUGAGAGUUGUAUUGGGGGGUGGCCAACGUGAGGCCACUCAGUACUGUAUUGUACUCGCAGGAAGAAACAAGUGGUUCCCGUUGAGAUGAUGUGCGAAGGAUGUGGCCUGUGAGUGCUCAGUUUGACUUGUAGAAAGUGAUUUUCAUACCGCGACAAGUGACAAGCGGCGGAAAAUAAGUUUAACGCUGCAAACGUUGGAAAAGUUGAACAACAAUGACAGAGGAACUACAAACCCAGCAGCAAACUCAACAAUCUCAACCCCAACAGCAACAACAGAGCCAACCCCAGCAAAAGCAGCGGCUUGGACCGAACGACUAUCGCAAUUCGGAAUUUGUCACGAAACUAAUGGCUGCCAAUCCCCCUUAUCUAUAUUCACCGGCAAUCGGACCGCACAAUUUCUUUUUUAGUGAAAUGCUUCGAUCGUUGGUAGCAAACAAACGAAACGAAAGUCUUCGUAACGCUGAACAACUUCAUCAUCAUCAGCAACAUCAGCAGCAGCAACAACAACAACACGCUCAAGCACAGUCUCUAUCGUUACCGACUCGCAGACCUAGAAAGCGAUCCUGGUCGCAGCAUCGUCUUUAUCCUGAAUCACUCAAAGAAAGUAAGGACUCCGAAGAGAAAAUAUCUGGACAACCGGAAAAGCCACUAGAAUUGACUAACAAACUGUCAGCAUUCACACGGAAUAUAACGUCUAAAUACGACGACACUAGCGAUAACUACAAAUCGCCACCGGACACUAAGCCCCCUGACGAAAAGCCAACGUUGAACAAUAAUCUCAUCCAGGAGCCACCGUCAGCUUCCUUGCCACCGUCGGAUUUGAUAUUGCCUCCACCUCCACCGGUUUGGUAUCCUCCCCUCUAUCCACCCUACGGGAUUGAUCCACUUCAUUUCUUCAUCGAUCUACGCGUCUCCGGUCAUAUCUACGAUCGCAAAAAGGAGUUGACAUCUCCGGACUCGGACAGUUCGACUACAGCCGUCAAAAACGAACACUCGAAACUGAUCGGAACGAACGACCGUCAAGGGUCUGCUUUCAGUGUUCCGAAGCCACGUGACGGAUUGAAGCCUACCACUGCAAUCAAUCUGAGCUCACCUCCCUUGCCAUCAUCGGAAGGAGACGAAAAACCACCAACAGAUCAUACGGCGCUGUUCCUGAGCGAAUUCAAAGAGAAUAAGUACGACAUUAUUAAGAACACGAACUAUGUUAUGCAAAAUUUACCCCGAAUCUAUAGUGACUUGAAUCACACCCAGAAGGAAACCGGAGAAGACGAUGUAAACGGCAAUAUGAGUGACGAUCAGUUGGACUGCAAGUCCGUUGUGUCGAAUGAUGACUACAUCGGAGACGACGGUAAAUUUCCGGAUACCGAUUUGAACGUGAUUUCCGAUGAGGAUGAAUCGAUUGCUGUUGACGAGAAUUGAGCUUCGACUGAGGCAUUUCCCCUGGAUGUUAAUAUAAAUAUUGUUGUCGUGUUAUGAACCUAAUUAAUGAAGUGUAAUAAAAUCAUGACGCGGAUGAUUCAUUCGAUCAA